AUGUUUUCCCUCACUCCGGUCUUGAUAGCAGUUGUCUGCGUUUUGAUCGUGUGGAUCUUUAAAAAUGCGGAUAGAGGCGUGGAGAGAAGGAAAGGGGAGGCGAGAGCCGGGUCCGAGGCUCGGCCCUGGGUGGAUGCAGACCUGAAGGACAGCACUGACCUCCAGCAGGUGGAAGAAGAUGCUGAUGAGUGGCAAGAGUCCGAGGAAAGUGUUGAACACAUCCCAUUCUCCCACACCCGGUAUCCUGAGGAGGAAAUGGUUACGAGAUCCCAGGAAUUUUAUGAGCUUCUUAAUAAGAGACGCUCAGUGAGAUUCAUAAGUAACGAGCAAGUCCCAAUGGAAGUCAUUGAGAAUGUCAUCAAAACAGCAGGAACAGCCCCCAGUGGGGCCCACACAGAGCCCUGGACCUUCGUGGUUGUGAAGGACCCGGACAUGAAGCAUCAGAUCCGGGAGAUCAUUGAGGAGGAAGAGAAAAUAAACUACUUGAAAAGGAUGGGACAACGAUGGGUCACAGACCUGAAGAAACUGAGAACUAAUUGGAUUAAAGAGUACUUGGACACAGCUCCUGUUUUGAUUCUCAUUUUCAAACAAGUACAUGGUUUUACCGCCAAUGGCAAAAAGAAGGUCCACUACUACAACGAGAUCAGUGUGUCCAUCGCGUGUGGCAUCCUCCUCGCUGCCCUGCAGAACGCAGGCCUGGUGACGGUCACUACCACUCCUCUCAACUGUGGCCCCCGUCUGAGGGUGCUCCUGAGCCGCCCCACAAAUGAGAAGCUGCUGAUGCUGCUGCCCGUGGGGUACCCCAGCAAAGAGGCCACGGUGCCCGAUCUGAAACGGAAACCCCUGGAUCAGGUCAUGGUGACUGUGUAGGCCGGAGACCAGCAGGGAGAUGCUGGAGGGGAUGUGGCUGCUCCCGUCUCCUGUUCCUCUGGGAUCUCUGGCUGCCCUUUCUCUGAGUUUAAGUCCCCCCAGAACUCCACGCCAUGGGGGGGGCACUCUGUGUGCAGAAACCUUUCCACGUUCUCCAGCACUUGGAGUCUGAGACCCCUGCUUCUGACAGUGUGAUUCGGGGAACAUAGAAUAAGAUCAGCAGGUACGCUCUCUUCCAUUUCUCACCCACUUUGGAAAUGGAUUACAAUUUUACUGAAAACAUGCUCUGGUGUUUAAGUGUUUUAAAUUGUUCCAGAAAAGA
Molecule: messenger RNA, 1192 nt
Organism: Myotis lucifugus (little brown bat)
Lineage: Eukaryota; Metazoa; Chordata; Mammalia; Chiroptera; Vespertilionidae
Gene: IYD
Product: iodotyrosine deiodinase
Exons: 5
Coding region: 1-870 (289 amino acids)
Biological process (GO): thyroid hormone metabolic process
Molecular function (GO): oxidoreductase activity
Source: RefSeq, a predicted model, not a curated record